Molecule: messenger RNA, 1057 nt
Organism: Cannabis sativa
Lineage: Eukaryota; Viridiplantae; Streptophyta; Magnoliopsida; Rosales; Cannabaceae
Product: flavonoid 3',5'-methyltransferase
Exons: 5
Coding region: 94-816 (240 amino acids)
Molecular function (GO): S-adenosylmethionine-dependent methyltransferase activity; O-methyltransferase activity
Source: RefSeq, a predicted model, not a curated record
UUCUAAUAAUUAUUUUUUGCAAGACUCCUUUAAUUUUUUCUUUUUUGUUUCAUUAUCAAAGUUUGAGCUGAUUUCUUGUACGGACGAAAUAAAAUGGCAGAAGAAGUAGCUAUACAGGAUAAGAGUAUCCUUAAAUCCCCAGCACUUGUACAGUAUAUCUAUAAAACAUAUUGUUAUCCAAGAGAACACGAGCAGUUGAAGGGGCUUAGGGAAGCCACUGUCAAGAAAUAUAAAAUAGAGAGUUUGAUGGGUGUGCCUGUGGAUGAAGGACAAUUACUGUCGAUAUUUUUGAAAGUGAUGAAUGCAAAGAAGACUAUUGAAAUUGGAGUCUUUACUGGUUAUUCUCUUCUUACCACUGCUCUUGCUCUUCCUCAUGAUGCCAAAAUAACAGCCAUUGAUCCAGAUAGAGAAGCUUAUGAAGUUGGGCUACCGUUCAUUCGAAAAGCUGGUGUUGAUCAAAAAAUUAAUUUCAUUGAGUCUGCGGCUUCUUCUGUCCUUGAAGAUCUCAAUAACAAUGAGAAAGAAGUAGGGAGUUAUGAUUUUGCAUUUGUGGAUGCUAACAAGGAUGGUUACCUAAAAUAUCACGAGCAACUUGUAAAACUGAUUAAAAUUGGAGGAGUGAUUGUAUACGAUAACACCCUAUGGUUUGGAUAUGUGGCCUAUUCUGAUCAUGAAGAAGAAAUGAUUGAUGAUUUUUUUAAGGAAAAUAGAAAAAUCAUGAGAGAAGUCAAUACCUUUUUAGCUAAUGAUAAUCGAUUUGAGAUAUCUCUUGUUUCUGUUGGAGAUGGACUCACCAUCUGUAGACGUCUUUAUUGAUCAUUAAUUUAUAUUAAGAGAUCGAUACACAUAAUAAUACUCUACCAAUGUUAUAUAUCCCGUGGAACCAGCUUUUUCUUUCCGAACUACGUGACACUCUGAAAAUAAUCGAGAGAAAGGCUUUCAUAUAACUGUAUGUGAAAAUUUAAGUCUUCUCUCUAUUUUAAUAAAUGAGCUAGCUGCUUAAUUGCUACUCUUGUAUUUUUUUUUUUUUUUUUUAAAUAAUGAGAUUGCUACUCUA